AUUCUAAUAAUAAUCAGUAACUAUCAGUGACAAUAAAACAACAUUAAUUAACCCAAUAAGCAAAACCAAUGCAAACAGAUGAAACAAUCAUGUUACUUGUUGACCAAACCAAUAGACGUCACUAGCUAACCCAAUCCCAAAUUCAUAGCUACUAGUGACACCUUGUGGUUUGGAGUGAAAAUACAAGAACUGAAAAUGUUUGUUUCAUUUUACCGUUAGUUGUAAAUUAUUUCAACUUAAUGUGGUUGUUGACAUAUUUGUUUUGCCUUUCAUCAAAUUCAACCUUUAACCUAGACGGUUAAUAUUUACUCAUCAACUUUAACCCUUUAAUAGAAAAUUAAAGAGCAAAUAAUGUUUAUAAAAGUGUCCAAAUGAUUAAGAUGUGCGGUAAUCGUAAAAGUUGGCCUUUGGUUAAGUCAACAAAAAGUGAUACAACUUUCAAUCGAAACCAUUUUCGAUGUAAACAAUUAAAUAAUUGGCUUCAAUUGUAUUUAAGUGAUUUCAUGACAAUUGUGUUAAAAGUGAUUCUCUGUUUCUUUUUGAUACCAAUCAUCAUUCCAUCAUCAACAGUCAAUGCAAAACGGCUCAACUCAGGUAUUCAUGGGACUAAACAUCAUCCAAAGUUUAUAGGCUCAGUUGAAAAUAUAACAAUACCUAUUGGUAAAGAAGCUACCUUAACGUGUAAUGUUGAAAAUCUUGGGAAUCACAGGGUUGCUUGGCUUCGCGCUGAUCCUGAAGUUACUUUGCUCACACUGGAAACGUCCAUCAUUGUUAAAGAUAAUAGAUUACGUGUAACCAAUGAUAUCAAUAAACUUUGGUCUUUGCACAUAAAAAAUGUUACAGAAAACGAUAGAGGAACUUACAUGUGCGAAGUCAAUUCAGAGCCAAUGAUUAGUAGAAAAGCAUAUUUAGAUAUUUUAGUUCCACCUUCAAUCGUUGAUAAUGAAACAAGUUCAGAUACAGUUUUGGACGAACGAAGUAAACUAUCUUUACAUUGUAAAGCCAACGGCUAUCCAACUCCAGUGAUAAUAUGGAGACGUGAAGAUGGCAAAAACUUAAGCACUGGAUUCAUUGGUGCAUCCAAAGUGGAAGGUGAAUAUUUAAAUAUAAGUCAAGUAACUCGAGAUGAUAUGGGAGCUUACCUUUGUAUUGCCUCUAACGGUGUUUUACCUUCAAGAAGUAAACGAAUUUUCGUCCAAGUUAAUUUUCCACCUAAGAUUCGUGCUGGUCAGUUAAGUUUUGGGGCCGCUAAAGGAUCUCAUGUGGACCUGCAAUGUGAAGUUGAAGCUUCACCCAAACCAAUGACUAGUUGGAUAAGAAAAGAUCAAAUGUUGUUUGCGUCUAAAAAGUACAAAAUUGAAGAGAUUGUCAACUUUUAUAAUGUAACAAUGAAACUGCGAAUCAAUGAUUUGGAAGAAAAGGAUUUUGCAGCUUAUAAAUGUGUUGCCAAAAAUACUUUGGGUGAACGAGAAGGUCGCCUUAGGGUUUAUGAAAUACCAUCAACAACACCGUUCCCUGUAAGAUCAACCUCUUCCACUCAUAAACCAUCCAGGAAAGUAUUUACCGCCAGCACUGCAACCAUUUUUAGCCCUGGUAACAAUAGGAAGGAUGAAAAGGUGAAAUCAAACAGCAUGAGAGAAAUGGCUCAAAAAAGAGAAUCAUUAAAUGGAAAUAAUGUAAAUAAAAAAUCAAAUUAUGAUCAAACCAACGUGUUUAGUGGAAGCAAUGAGAUCAAAUCAAGUGGAGUAAUGAUCAAACAAUUAGGUUACAAUGGAUUAAAGAUAUUGACCAUGGCUGGGUUCAUUACAGUGUUUACCUGGUGGUGAUAACACACUGGAAAACCAUAGUCCAUCAUCUAGUCAGCUCAAAUUAUGCCAACAAUCAAUCCUUUGGUUAAUUGCUUUUCUUUCCCAACCUUUCAAUGGGAAACUUAACCAAUGUCUUGUACCAAUUACUAUCAAAUGGAUGGUCCAGAUGUUUAACUUGAUAUUUGUUAGCUUUUUUGAUCAUCAAGACAUCAAUGGGUUAUCUUUUGGAAAGAUUUGAAUCACAUCAUUUAUAUUCCCAGUAAUUCCUUUGGUUUAGUAAUUCUUGAUCAACACCAUCUUGAAUUAUUUAAAUUGAAUAAAUCUGUAAAGAAAAAGGAUAAAAAAAGAUGAGAAUAAAGUAAAUAUGAAAAAAAUGGAUAAUAUUAAACAUGAAUUGCUCACUUUUAGACACUGACAAUGAACUUUUAUCGUUGAUUGUCAAUAGCCAAAAAAUAUGAUGCAUAUUGAGAUAUGAAAAAAAGUCUCCUCCGAUAGAUUAAUUUACUUCUUUUCAUCAACUUUUUUCCUAUUUGUUAAAUAUUACAAUGGAUCUGUAAUGAUCACUUUAUGUAAAAUGAUGGAUCAGAGGAAGCAAAUAAGCAACCUCAAAACAAUAAAAAAAAGACUAUGUAAAUUUAUGAAA
Tetranychus urticae (two-spotted spider mite) is the source of this 2451-nucleotide messenger RNA. RefSeq names its product lachesin-like. The record is from RefSeq and is a predicted model, not a curated record. NCBI's taxonomy places the organism in Eukaryota, Metazoa, Arthropoda, Arachnida, Trombidiformes, Tetranychidae. Gene Ontology annotation, cellular component: neuron projection.